Molecule: messenger RNA, 2678 nt
Organism: Electrophorus electricus (electric eel)
Lineage: Eukaryota; Metazoa; Chordata; Actinopteri; Gymnotiformes; Gymnotidae
Gene: prkchb
Product: protein kinase C, eta, b
Biological process (GO): protein phosphorylation
Molecular function (GO): diacylglycerol-dependent serine/threonine kinase activity; ATP binding
Source: RefSeq, a predicted model, not a curated record
GGCCAUUGCUGUUUCAAAGUAUCGGGAGGUGGAAAUAUGAAAUUCAGCGGGUACGUGAGACUGCGUAUCAGGGAGGCAGCGGACUUAAAACCAACAACUUUCUCCACGCGGCACACAUUUCUCAAGAAAACACACCAGCUGGAUCCUUAUAUAGUGGUGAAAAUAGACAACUUUAAAGUUGGACAGACCACCACUAAAGCGAAGACUAACCGGCCGACCUUUAACGAUGAAUUCUGUCCAUACGUAUCUGAAGCCAAGGUGCUGGAACUUGCCGUUUUUCACGACACUCCAAUUGGAUAUGAUGACUUCGUGGCGAACUGCACGAUUCAACUCGAGGAUUUGUUAUCAUCAUCAAAUACAAGACAGACAUUUGAUGGAUGGGUUAAUCUGGAACCAGAGGGUCGUGUUUACAUCUUCAUCUCUCUCACUGGCUCCUUCACCGAUGACGAAGCCACUAUUAAUUGCCAUAAGCCUCAUAAGAAGUUAACCAGGAAGAGACAGAGAGCUUUACGGAGGAAGGUGCACCAAGUCAACGGACACAAGUUCAUGGCCACCUACCUACGACAGCCGACAUUUUGCUGCCACUGCAAAAACUUCAUCUGGGGGGUAUUCGGAAAACAGGGUUACCAAUGUCAAGUGUGUGCCUGUGUGGUCCAUAAGAAAUGUCACCAUCUGGUUGUGAGUGAAUGUCGACAGAUGAAAAAAGCAGCAUGCGAAGGCACAGGCCAAGGCUUUGGUAUCAACCUACCUCACCGGUUUAGUGUACGCAACUACAAGGUGCCGACAUACUGUAACCACUGUGGAUCUCUCCUCUAUGGGCUGGUCAAACAGGGUGUCCAGUGCAAGGGCUGUAAGAUGAAUGUGCACAUUCGCUGUCAAGCGAAUGUGCCACCCAACUGUGGCGUGAACAGUGCAGAGCUGGCCGGCAAACUGGCUGAGAUGGGGCUGGAGGCCGGCCGACUCAUCAAGAAGAACUCCCAGAUAAAUGUGACUCCUGUGAAGUCUCCGAGCUGCAGUUAUAAGAAGGAAUGUCAGCAGGAGGCGACUGUGCAUGAGUGCGUGAGGAUGGGUCUGCAGGACUUCACCUUCCUCCAGCUGCUGGGGAAGGGCAGCUUUGGAAAGGUCAUGCUGGCGCGCAUGAAAGGUGGUGAGGUGUUUGCAAUGAAGAUACUGAAGAAGGAUGUCAUACUGCAGGAUGACGAUGUGGAGUCCACCAUGACAGAGAAGAGAGUGUUGUCACUGGCCCACUGCCAUCCAUACCUCACCCACCUCUACUGCUGUUUCCAGACAACUGACCGAUUAUUCUUUGUCAUGGAAUUUGUAAAUGGCGGUGACCUCAUGUUUCACAUCCAGAAGUCUCGGAGGUUCGAGGAAGCUCGGGCUCGGUUCUAUGCUGCUGAGAUCACCUCUGCACUCAUGUUCCUCCAUUCUAGAGGCAUCAUAUACAGGGACCUGAAGCUGGACAAUGUACUGUUGGACAAGGACGGCCACUGUAAACUGGCUGACUUUGGCAUGUGCAAAGAAGGUGUUCUUGAUGGAGCACAGACUAACACCUUCUGUGGGACACCAGAUUACAUCGCCCCAGAGAUUAUCCUGGAGGAGCCGUACGGCGCGUCUGUGGACUGGUGGGCCAUGGGUGUGCUUCUGUAUGAAAUGCUGUCAGGCCACGCUCCAUUCGAGGCUGAGACAGAGGACGAGCUGUUCGAGUGCAUCCUCAGGGAUGAGGUGAUCUACUCAUCCUGGCUCAGUGACGAGGCAGAGGAUGUCCUCAGAGGGUUCCUGGCCAAGAUUCCUUCAUCUCGACUGGGCUGUGUAGAGAGGGAUGGGGGGGAGAAGGCUAUUACUGCUCAUCCGUUCUUCAAGGGCUUGGACUGGGAUAAGCUGAGGAAACGAGAACUGGAACCUCCAUUCAAACCACGAAUAAAAUCUUCGGAGGACGUGAACAAUUUUGACCCCGAUUUCACCCAGGAAGAGCCUACACUGACCCCCAUAGAAGAUGCACUUAUCCCCCUCAACCAAGAUGACUUCAGUGACUUUUCCUACACAGCUCCUGAGCUGAGGCACAGCUAAGAGAGAAACUACUGGAUGUUACCAAUUUAUCAGUGGAUAUUUAAGGUCACAGAUGCACAAAUUAGCAUAAGACACAUUCCCCCAAUCUUCAGUGCCCUCACAAAUCCUUGGAUGAAUUGCAGACACAAGUUAUGCCACACAGACAUACAGCUGUCCUCUGAAGUAGAGUGUUCCGAUUUCCGACAAAUUUUAGCAGAAUGCUUAGGUCAGUGUUUUUCAGUCUGAGUCCUGAAAUACUCCUUUAAUGUAGAGGUUAUUGCAGUGGUUUCUAAGCCAAGUCCUUGGGACUUAAUACGCUUGCCAUAUGAUUCAAAUGAUCAGUCUCUCUGUGACCUGAGUCAGAUGUGUUAGGGACAUAACGAACCUAAUAAAUGUGCAGUGCCUUGAUUUCCCAGGGCAGGGACUAAUGAGUAAUACAUUGGAUUUUAUUUGUUUGUUUUGUUUGAAACACACAGAAGACUUGCUAAUUAGGUGAUGAGUUGAUUGUCUUAAGGUGAUUUACAGAAACCAAAAUGCUGAACUGUGCAGUGCAUGUGUACUUCAGGGCUGCUGUCUGGAAAUGCUGACUAUCCUCAAAAUAAAACACUGAUGUUGUUUACCAGAAUUAA